Molecule: messenger RNA, 927 nt
Organism: Larimichthys crocea (large yellow croaker)
Lineage: Eukaryota; Metazoa; Chordata; Actinopteri; Sciaenidae
Product: glucose-induced degradation protein 8-B homolog
Exons: 5
Coding region: 143-829 (228 amino acids)
Molecular function (GO): protein binding
Source: RefSeq, a predicted model, not a curated record
GGGGCAGCAGUGCGCACAUAGCGUAUAGUUUACGGUACCGGAAAUCAACCAGAGAGAGAAGAAGAAGAAGACGGAAAAGAAGAGGCUCCGCUUGUUAGCUAGCUACUGCUGGGAAGUAGCGACAAAUUUUCAGGAUCUUAUCAUGAGUUAUGCAGAGAAGCCUGAGGACAUAACGAGGGAAGAGUGGAUGGAUAAACUCAACAAUGUCCACAUUCAGAGAGCGGAUAUGAACAGGCUCAUAAUGAACUACCUGGUGACAGAGGGCUUCAAGGAGGCAGCGGAGAAAUUCAGGAUGGAGUCUGGAAUAGAGCCCAGUGUGGACUUGGAUUCCCUCGACGAAAGAAUUAAGAUCAGAGAGAUGAUCCUGAAGGGACAGAUCCAGGAUGCCAUAGCACUGAUCAACAGUCUGCACCCAGAACUGCUGGAUACCAAUCGUUACCUCUACUUUCACCUACAGCAGCAGCAUCUGAUUGAGCUGAUUCGUUUGAGGGAGACCGAAGCGGCCCUUGAAUUUGCCCAGUCACAGUUAGCAGAGCAGGGAGAGGAGAGCCGAGAAUGUCUGACUGAGAUGGAGAGGACGCUGGCCCUGCUGGCGUUCGACAACCCAGAGGACUCACCUUUUGGGGAUCUGCUCAAUAUGAUGCAGAGACAAAAGGUAUGGAGUGAAGUGAAUCAGUGUGUGCUAGACUAUGAAAACAGAGAGUCAACACCCAAGCUGGCCAAGCUCCUGAAGCUGCUGCUGUGGGCUCAAAAUGAACUUGACCAAAAGAAAGUGAAAUAUCCCAAAAUGACAGACCUCAGCAAGGGAACCAUUGAAGACCCCAAAUAAGGACCCACAGUGAAAACAUACAACAGCAUUACAAAAUGGACACAUUUCCUUUAUCUAUUUAUACCCCAACAACCUGACUCAUAUAGAGUACAACCUUU